AUGUCCCACUCAGGUAUCAGAGUCAACAACCAAACUGAAAAAGUAAUUCGUGUUCGAUUGUCCCACGUUGGACCCUUGUAUGAAGCCAUCAUUCAAACAGGACAAUCCUUUCAUUUUGAUGGCAUUGGCAAUGUUUUCUUUACUGUUUCUGUAGAAGAAUGCUUGGAUGAAACUAAAACACUAAGAACCAGUGAAAUUGCCCUCCCAAUUGUUGCAACAGUAUUGGGCAGUGUGGGUGGAACUGCAGUUGUAAUUGCUGGAUUAGCUGUGCUUGGAAGUCUUGCAUUGCCUCUUCUUGGAGUUGGUGCAGGAAGUGGUAUUACUGUUGGAAGUGGUGUUGUGGUUGGGUCAACUGUGAGUGGUACUGGAAUAAUUGCUGGCUCUUCUGGUGUUGGUAGUGGUGUUGGUAUUGGUACAGGACUUGCUGCCUCAACAGGACUUGGAAUUGGUAGUGGUGUUGCUGUUACCAAAGGAAUUGGAUUGGGAACAGCUGUGGUAACAACUACUUCUGUCACUGCUGCUACUGGAGCUUCUGUUGCUAUUACAAGUGGUUUGACGUCUGCUGUUAGUGUAGUGGCUGGAGUUUUUGGUAAGAUAAAACAAAUACAACCAGUAAAUGACCAAAUUGAACGUAUUGGGAAGGAAAAGAAGUACUCUGUACGCUCAAAUGGAACAGAUAUUAAUGUUGGAGAAUUGAAUGGACGGUUUACAAUCACAAAGCUAUAG
This is a messenger RNA of Naegleria gruberi, 726 nucleotides long. RefSeq lists its product as uncharacterized. Lineage: Eukaryota; Heterolobosea; Eutetramitea; Acrasida; Naegleriidae. Bases 1 to 726 code for a protein of 241 amino acids. The transcript has a single exon. The record is from RefSeq and is a predicted model, not a curated record.